Messenger RNA from Schizophyllum commune H4-8, 1308 nucleotides. Its product is annotated as Bromodomain-containing protein. Gene Ontology annotation, cellular component: NuA4 histone acetyltransferase complex. NCBI's taxonomy places the organism in Eukaryota, Fungi, Basidiomycota, Agaricomycetes, Agaricales, Schizophyllaceae. Gene Ontology annotation, molecular function: protein binding. Bases 1 to 1308 code for a protein of 435 amino acids. The record is from RefSeq and is a predicted model, not a curated record. The transcript is spliced from 10 exons.
AUGCGGGGAAGAACCGACGAGGCAGAGGCGCAGGCGCAGGCGAAUGCCCGAGAGUCGCCGCUGUCGAACCUCGAGAAUCUGCUGCUAGCGCAGGCUGCAUAUGAAUUCGGCGGCGGUGGCAGCGCGUGGAGUCAAGUCUCAAAGACGCUCAACCGUCAUGCACUCACCAAUAGGCCCGCCUCUUACUUCAAUGCUCCGAUGUGUCGCGCGCAUCACACGAACCUCAUGAAUGACCACGGCCUGGACCCGUCACAUCCGGAUAACGCAAAACCACAUUCUGCUCCUUAUAAGCAGCUGGCAGAGAUCCUCUACGUGGAGCGUUUUCGUGAGCUGGAGCAGCAGAUCAAGGCCGAGGAAGUGGCGUUCAAGCGCGUCUGGUCCGAAAUUGAGGACAUCAAGGCGGGAAAGUGGGACGCAGCAAUUGCUGAGGGGAAGAUACCGGUAUCUCGAGACGAACCGACGGCGCAGAACAGGAUCGACGACAGCGCGGCUGAGAAGGAUGCUGAUGAGGAGUCAGCCGCUGGUUCACCUGAUGAGAAGGUGGACGAAGACGAUGCGGACGGCGACCAGGAGCAAGAUGAUGCACAAGCUGAAGAGGAGGCGGAUGUUCCGGAGACGCGAGAGCCUCCAGAAGUCCCCAGCGAAGACGAAGGUGCCAGCUCGGGCGAAGAACCGUUGCAAAACCAGCGAAGAUCAAGUCGCAUCUCGUCGACCGGCGCCUCUCGGAUGGGUAGCAAAGGGAAGACACCGGAGGACGUUCCCGAGGCGGAAACAGAGGAGAUGCAGGUCGACGACGACGAGGAUGAUGAGGAAGAGACGGAGACGCGCUUGAAGCGCAAGGCUUCGCCUUCGGACCACCCUGAUAACGCCCGCGACGCCAAACGUGCUCGGGAGGGCUCCGAAGCAACUCCCGACGAGGAUCAAAACCGUCGCAACUCCCGCCGCUCAGCCCCGUCUCAACCACCCGCAAACAAGAACUUCAAGCCCGUCAUAACCAUGCUCCACGAGCAAAUCUCCCAGCACCGCAAUGGCAACAUCUUUCACAACCCCAUCAAGACGAGCGAGGCGCCCGACUACUACCGCGUCGUCAAGCGCCCGAUCGACCUGAAGACGAUCAAGGCGCGCAUACGAGACGGCGCGAUUGCGAACACGGCCGAGUUCCACCGGGACAUACUGCUCAUGUUCGCGAAUUCGAUGAUGUACAAUCACCCGGAGACGGAUAUACACCAAAUGGCGGCGGAGAUGAUGCUGGAGAGCGAGCAGAUGAUCGAAACGCACCGGCAGACCGAAGCUUGGAGUCAGACCUAG